AUGGAUCCCUUCAACAGAAAAUCCGCCGAGAUCGUCCGGAAGUCGAUCCACGAACGGUCGCGGAGGCAUUCAGAGGACAGCGACGAUCAAGAUUCAUACGAACUGGCUGCAGCCACCGUGUCUGACGGCUUCCGGCCAACAGAUCUGACGCCAACCGACACUUCAUCAUCAGCUUCUACCCCAAACAAUCCCGAUAUCGCCUCUCCCAAUUCUUCACAAGCUCGAUUGCUAGUGCUAAACCCAUCCAACCCACCACAGUCGAGUUCUGCCUCCAAACCCCCGCCACCCGUGCCUGGUCGCCCAUCAAGCGCAGUCAAACCACCACGACCCCACGAUUCCCUCACGCUGCGCAACGAUGGCUCGAAUUCUGCUCAGACCGGCCCGUCAUUAUCUUCGUCCACAGGAAUGCCUCAGUUACGGCCUCAGAGCCCUUAUCAGGGUCCCACCAGCGCUUCACAUCCGUAUCAAAUGUAUCUGCAAAGGACAUUGAGCAAUGCCACGGCCUCAACCGACCAACCUGCGAAUCAUCGUUCAUACGAUGGACCUCGCGGUCCCGCGCACCCGUAUGCUCUCUACCCGCAAAACAUUGCCACCACAGGCGAUGAAACUCCUCAUCAGAUUCCCGUUGGCUUUGCGACAGCUGGCGACGGAUAUCAAAGACAAAUUGGACCGGAUGGAGAAGAUGCGGGCGGUUUAGUUGGACCACUGGGACAUACCGAGGAGCUACCACCCUACACGAGAUACCCUGAUCAAAAUUUUGUCACCAAGACUCCUGCUGUCACAACACCGGAAGAUGGCAUGGCCGGGACCUCGACUCCGGCCGAGGCCAUCACCGGUGCUGGGGGGAUUGGAGUAGCAACACGGAAUCCUGAGUUUUCCUCCACCGAAGAAGAUCUUCAGCCUUCACAAUCUAGACCAUCUACCCACAGCCGGCACGACAUCAACACGGCCGCCCAGAGCUCCGCAGAAAAGGCCAGGAUGAACAAGUGGCAGCGUAGGGGGAAGAAGAAGCUUUGGGGCAUUGUGCCAUAUUGGGCCAUUUGCCUGCUGUUUAUUGGUGUUAUUCUCAUUGGCGUAAUCUUGGGCGCCGUCAUUGGAACUGUUCUCUCACAUCACAAAGGACGACCACCGCCAGGUGGCGGCGGCUCACCUAGUGACAACUAUCCGUCUCCCUCGCCGGCAUCUGAUGUCAUUCCUUUACCUACCGUCCCUCCUACUCUGCCUCGGCUGCCUGUUGGCAACUAUGCGCUGCCAUCCAUUGUUACCAGCGCAUCGCCCAACACGUGUAUUACUGAUCACAGCCAGCUUGCUGCUUGGAGCUGCAACUUGCCUUAUAGCUACUACCAAAUGAAUAUUGACGUAUCCACAAAGGGAAGAAGCACGUCAUGCUACAAUCUUACUCUCAAACCCAUUAACUCCCCAGAUGCACAGUUCCUGUGGGGAACGCGACCUCCGUACUUCUAUGGCAAGGAAUUGCUACUUGUCAACGACACUCAAGAACCUCGACGUGGCCCCGCGUGGUGGGGCCAGAUUACAUAUGACAAGACUGUUGUCGUUCAAGAGGAAAACAUUUCUUCUGCGAAAACCAAGCGGGACAACCUGGGCGGCGCACUUGUCGGCAACAACGUGGUUCGGGGUAAACUCCCAAGCAUGGGAGCCAAGAACGGCGACAAGCCCUGGAUAUGCACAUGGCCUGACACGACGCUCGAAGUGUUCAUUUAUCCCAUUCAGAACACCAGCUCGCCGUCUAACCCGAACUCGACAGCAACUACUGCGCCCAACCCAUACCCUACGGACGGCUUUCACCCUUUUCCGAAAACGGCCUUUUGUCGCCAGGUUCUGGUUUACAACAAUGGGCGCAGCAUGAAGAACUUGACCGACAGCUUCGGGGACCCCAUUGUGGUCGAGAUCGACGAAGACUUCGAUGACCAACAAAAGUCGUAUCGACGAAAGCGCGAAAUACGCUCGGUUCGGAGGAAUUGGAAUGACCCUUGGGUCACUCGACAGGUGUACAACCUGACGCCCUGUGGCUGUCUGUGGUGGUCUGCCAACACCACUCCUUCGUAA
Messenger RNA from Trichoderma virens Gv29-8, 2067 nucleotides. RefSeq lists its product as uncharacterized. The record is from RefSeq and is a predicted model, not a curated record. The transcript is spliced from 3 exons. Lineage: Eukaryota; Fungi; Ascomycota; Sordariomycetes; Hypocreales; Hypocreaceae. The coding region runs from base 1 to 2067 and encodes 688 amino acids.